This is a messenger RNA of Ostrea edulis (European flat oyster), 1960 nucleotides long. RefSeq lists its product as uncharacterized. Bases 153 to 1802 code for a protein of 549 amino acids. The record is from RefSeq and is a predicted model, not a curated record. NCBI's taxonomy places the organism in Eukaryota, Metazoa, Mollusca, Bivalvia, Ostreida, Ostreidae. The transcript is spliced from 2 exons. Gene Ontology annotation, molecular function: zinc ion binding.
CUCGUUACCCAUGUGUGUGUUUAAAUUACCCACCAGGAAGUAUAAAUACCAAACCGAUAGUACUUCCCAGCCUGGUGAAUAUCGGGGUGAGGCCAUGGAUUUCUUGUUCAUACACCGCUGGAGAUUAGAAGUAUAAAAGAUUUUAUUCGACUAUGGCCAACCCCCAGGCACAAGAGGUCAUCACCUGUGACCUUUGUGUCAAGCCUACCCAGCAGUUCUGUAACAACUGUCAACUCAGUUUGUGUGUGGACUGUGUUAGUAAACAUGUGGACAAGCUCAAGUACCAACCACAUGACAUCGUUCAUUUCAAAGACAGAAAGAUGGAUUUUCCUGAGUGUGAAUUUCACACCAACCAAAGAUGCGAGGCCCACUGCCAGCAAUGUGAUGUUCCAGUUUGCCUGAAAUGCAUGCUUGGUCCCCAUAAUGGACACAAAGUCAAGGAUAUGCCAGAAAUUUUCAACGACAAGAAAAAGAAACUUGAAAAGGAAACCAAAGAAAUUGAAUUCACCAUUAUUCCGCAGUACAAGAAGAAAAAUGAAGAAACAGAAAGCAAACUAUCCAUUAUAAUGGCCAAAUUAGAUGAACUGGACAAAGAAAAAGAAAACCAUAGAAAGUUCUGGCACCAAGAGGUCGACACCAUUUUCAAUCAUCUCGGUUCUUUGCUGAAGUCCAUAAAAGAGAAUCUCCUGGCUGCUCUAAACUCUCAUCAAUCCAAAAUAAAAAUUCUAAUUCCAGACAUGACCCAAACUGUUCAACAAAACAAAGAAAUUCUGAAGUCAAACAAUGUGUCUGCAGUCACUAACUACAAAUCCAAACUCCAGGAAUACAGGAACAUGCCUACUUAUAUUGAUGUCAAACUGCCAUCACUCAAAACCAACACAGUCCAAGGGAGAGAACUCAGCCUGGAAUUAGGAGAAUACAAGGCUAGCCUGACACAGACAACACUGUCCAGUCUGACAGAGGAAGUCUCCUAUUUAUCUUUACAAAAGCUGUUAGAGCAAGCCAAAUCAAUUACAACCAUUCCUACUGGAGUUAUUCCUCUAGGCCCUGUUGCCUGUGUGGGAGUGGAUGAAGCCUGGGUUAGUGGUGGAGAUAAAACCAUAAGACGUGUUGACAUACACGGGUCUGUACGGGACACUGUCACCACUACAUGUGAAGACUGGCCUAAUGACAUCACAGUGACCAGACAGGGAGAACUGGUAUACAGUGAUGGUUACAAUAGAACUGUGAACAUUGUCAGACACGGGAGAACAGAGACACUGAUAACCACACCAUGGGGCUGGUGUCCAGACAGAGUAUGCUGUACUAAGUCAGGAGACAUCCUGGUCAGUAUGUGUACUACUGAUACAAUCCAAUAUAAAAUUAUCCGUUAUCAGGGACACACAGUGAAACAGGAAAUAGAUAGAGAUGAAGAUGGAGAACCAAUCUAUAAAGGAGGGAAAUACUCACCGCGUGUGGUGGAGAACAACAAUGGGGACAUCUGUGCCUCUGAUAGUAAUGCUAAGGCCGUGGUCGUGGUGGACAAGUCAGGAAGAGUCCGAUUCCGAUACGACGGUACACCAGCCAGGAGGAAGAAGUCAUUUUAUCCUGCACAUAUAGUGACAGACUCCAUGAGUCAGAUCAUUGUGGCAGAUAGCAACAAUGCCUGUCUACACAUCCUGGAUCAGAACGGACAAUUCCUGAGAUGUGUGGACAAUUGUGGACUAGAUAAACCUUAUGGACUGAGUGUGGACAGUGAGGGGAGGUUGUGGGUAGGGUUGUAUAAAUCAGGAGAAGUGAAAGUGAUUCAGUACAUGAAAUAAACACAAGAUAUCACAUACAGACAUCAGAUAAUGACAGAGUUCACACAGUGCUCUUGAUACAUACAUGAUUUAGUGAUAUUUACACAACAAUGUUUUCUUAUGUAUUCAUUCAAAGUUGUUUGUGGAAUUUAAACAUAGCUAUAAAGGAUAUAUAUGUG